This is a messenger RNA of Pomacea canaliculata, 3634 nucleotides long. RefSeq names its product prolyl 4-hydroxylase subunit alpha-3-like. NCBI's taxonomy places the organism in Eukaryota, Metazoa, Mollusca, Gastropoda, Architaenioglossa, Ampullariidae. The record is from RefSeq and is a predicted model, not a curated record. The coding region runs from base 1066 to 2745 and encodes 559 amino acids. Gene Ontology annotation, cellular component: endoplasmic reticulum. Gene Ontology annotation, molecular function: L-ascorbic acid binding; iron ion binding; procollagen-proline 4-dioxygenase activity. The transcript has 14 exons. Gene Ontology annotation, biological process: peptidyl-proline hydroxylation to 4-hydroxy-L-proline.
GAGCUAGACCAAGGGACACGGGGAAUUUGUAGUAAAUAACAGCGGUUCAAUUUUCGCGAUAUGUGUGUUUGAAUGAUGUAAAGGGACCAGGCCGGUGUGGGCCUCGCGCUUCGAUCGCAAGUCCACCGGAGCGGAAGCUUUGCGCAUGCGCGGUGGGUGGUCGGGAGGGCUUGGGGAUACCUCCGUCGUGAAGGAUGAUAAUGCCGGGUGGGUCGGCGAUCUCUGAAUGCAGGCGCUUUGCUGUUUAAUGUAUGAUCUUGCUACCCUCCGCUGCUUUCGUUUUCAUUGUUACGAGUACCGUAUAUCUUUCAAGCCUGUCUGUGCAUGCACGUGACUUAUAUCUGUGUGAAACAGAGGAGCGAAUGCACAUAUAGUUGUAAUUGUUCGCGCGUGUGUGUGAGAUUUAUGCUGAUUGUUGAGGGUGAUACAGUGGCUUUGUUUAAUAACUUUGACCGCAGCGUACGGUCCCUUGAGACCAACUUUGCCGAACCUUCAUAUUGUUCAUCGCUACUGUCCUUUUCAACAACAAAAGUUGUAAGGGUGUGUAUACAAACAUGCUCUGUUAUGCACACACCUACACACGCGCAAGUGAAAGCGUGCAAGGGUAGAUCAAUGCUAUACACAUGUUGCCUCAGAUUACGGUCAAAUCCCACGGGCCGCGGCAACCAUUUGGUUUUCAAAAAUCGUUGGUGUAACUCUCCCUUGCAGCCGACUUCAGCAACAGCUCGAUGCAGCCACGCCGACGAUCAGACUCGUAGUGCCGACGUGGACAGUGACGUGCCACGACCUUUACCUCCAGAGACUUUUCAGAACUCGUAUAUUCUGCUAGUAUUUGUUUAUCCCGAGGACAGCCUGUACACAUCCUAGGUACGGGUGUUUUACGCUGUAACUAAAGUUACCAACUUUUCAAAAAAAAUUCUUUAAUUUGGAGACUCAAAGUGCCCGACCGUGGAUUACUUCCUGAACGACUGUAUCUUUGUAUAAAUUAUAGCUUGUCUGUGUCGAGCUCAUUGACAAAACCCCGAAGAGGUUUCCUCUUUACAUCGCACUCGAAGUUUUCAGACAAUGAUUGAUAUCCUUGUCUUUGUGUCGAUGCUGUGCGCUGCCUGCAGUUGGAGUGUUCAGGGUGAAGAUAGAGCCGGCCGCUUGUUUUAUUCCACAUCCAGGCUUCAGACCUUCCUGUCUCUCAACGUUUCAAACGGACUGGACCGCUACAUCGACCAUGAAAGGAAGCGUCUUGAAAUCAUCAAAACAGCGAAAGGUUAUGAAGACGAGGUCCCUCAAGUUAUAACAAGACUGGAAAAGCUUCGUAUCCUGAGUCAGGAGCUACGUGCACGCGCCGUCCAGCGGGAGGACGUUACAAGGCGUCUGAACGACUUUCACCCAACCACGGCGCUCCGCCACGUCAGCGAUUUCGUCAACACGUGGGUCGACAAGAUGGCCAAUGAGAGCGUGUACGGCUUCCGCCUUCCAGAAUUCUUGUCGAACAAACAAGGCGGUUUACCAUCUAGAGACGAUCUGGAAGGCAUGGCGGAGGCUGUGGCGGAGUUACAGUUUGCCUACAACCUUUCGACCGCUGAUAUCUACGCUGGGAGGAUUAUGGGGCAUCAGGGGGCGUCUCUGGCACCUCGCGAUGCUUUCGCCGUUGGCUGCAGGUCCAAGAGCAUUGGUCUUCUGAAUCAGGCGGCAUCCUGGUUUGCCAAGGCUCUAGCUGAGACGCCGGACCACGAGAAGACUAGUGGCAAUGCUACUUACUCUGUGGCAAAAGCCAUGGCUUACCUCGGAGUGAUUAAAUAUAGCAUGGACGAAGUCUCGGAAGGGCUAUCUCUGAUGGAAAAAGCAUCGGAAUUAGAUCCCGAAGAUGACGAGAUUGUGAAGUUGUAUCUCAGUCAUCGACACGGUCGUGACAUCCACCGGUUGAAGGAGUUUCCAACAGAGCCCAAGAUGGUCCACUGGCUGCAGCUUUGUCAGAACACAUCACGAUCUCCGAACAGCACUGUGUUGCUGAAUGGACCCGCCAAGUGGUACCACGUGUGCCGCUACAGGAAGGCGCGUGCGGUACCGUACAAAGUGUACCGCGAGGAGAUCCUCAGCCGCUCACCUCAUCUGUCGCUGCUGCACCAGGUGGCCAGCGAUGCCGAGGCCGACAAGCUCAUCAACGUUGCACUGACGAAGCAGCUGCAGCAGAAGUCGGUACCUGGAGCAGAAGGUCUCCUCCAUUUCGUAGAAGGCACCACUGUGAUGAACAACGUGGACAUAGCCGCGACCCUGUCCGCACGCCUGUCAGAGGUCACUGGCCUAGACACGACAGAAAGAUUCCCACAUCAUUCCAGCGGCGAACCGUUCCAUGUUUUGAAUUAUGGACUGGCCGGGACGUUCCUCCCACACUUAGAUGUAAAUAGGAAUUACAAGUCGACAUACCUCAUGACUCAUUCUGGAGAAAGAAUGGCAUCGUUGAUUUUAUACCUCAGUGACGUCAUUUCCGGAGGCGCUACAGCUUUCAACUUACUUAACAUUACAGUCAUACCACGAAAGGGCAACGCCCUGCUGCUGUACAACCUUCGUGCAAACGGCGACAGGGAGGAAGACGCUGAGCACACAGGCUGCCCCGUGGCAGUCGGAGCUAAAUGGGUGGCCAGCAAGGGUGUGUGGAGCUGGGGCAAUGAGCUGAGACACCCCUGUGGCAAGCGGAAGAUGUCAUCACAUUUGGAGGUUGACAAGAUGUCGCAGCGAUUGCGAAGAUAAUGCUGGGCGAUAACGUCCUUGUCAUCAUCAACAUCGGGCAGGACCGACGCCUCUGUCAUCUCCGACUAUUUGAGAUUUUAAGAAAGGAAGAAGUGUGUGUUUAUACUUGCGGUGUUCGUGUAUACGUGCGUGCUCGCGUGUGUUUGCUCGUGUUUCACAAGUAUAAUUUAUGGGAGUAGGUUCAUUGCAGGCUAACAUGCAGCAAUGUGGCAUAAGAAAACAACUAUUACUUAACUUCAGUACUUAAUUAUAAUAUCAUAUUGUGCAUCAGUUCAUUUAUUGCUGGAGUCGAACACCAAACAAGCAUUUAGUGCCAUCCAUGGCUAACCUCACCAAUAAAUUCUUCAUUUUUUUCUGGUCUACUGAAUGUUUUAUUUUAUGCUUCACUUCUCUAGCUUUCUGUUACUGCAAUAUGAACAGUUCCUGCAGUUUCAGAUAUAAUCAAUUAAAUAAUAGUGUUUACCUUUAGAACUUUUUAUGCCAGAGACAAAUAAGUUUUUCAUCUGUAAUCUUUUUCGAAAAUAUAUCUUUUCUUAUAUACUUCCGCCCAGUUAGGUGUCAGGUGUAGGUGGGGGAUGAGGUGAGAAAGAACCCUAGCACGAACUUAAAAUUUACAUUUCUAUAAAAAAAAAAAUCUAUAGGAAACGCGUGGCAAAGACUAUAUGACCAACGCCCAAUGAAACACGUUACACACUAUCUGUCCAAUGACCAGUAAAACAAAUUACUCUUUUACAGUUGUGUGUAUGUGUGAGAACAAACGCUUCUAACAUCAUAACGGUCUCUUUUCAUUUUGUUUUCUGAUAUAAGGAUUACUUCCAUAGGAGACGAGUACUUAAUACAAGAACACUGAUACCUAUGUCGUUAAUUAAAACAUAAACUGAAACCUAAA